AUGGUUCUCGCUGACUUGGGCCGGAAACUCAAUGCGGCCCUCUCGUCGCUCAACAGAGCAUCCCUGGUCGAUGACAAGGUGCUCGAUGCAUUACUGAAGGAAGUGUGUGCCGCACUCCUCGAGUCUGACGUCAACGUCAAGCUCGUUUCGCAACUUCGCCAAAAGGUCAAGGCAAAAGUCAAAGCAUCACUGGAGAGUAGCGGUGAUAAGGUGAAGGAAGUUAAUAGGAAGAAUGUCGUUCAGAAGGCUAUCUUCGAUGAGCUCGUCAACCUCGUCGACCCAGGAGUAGAGCCUUAUAAGCCUCGAAAAGGUCACCCAAAUGUUAUCAUGGCCGUUGGCUUGCAGGGCAACGGUAAAACUACAACAUGCACAAAGCUCGCCGUUCACUACCAAAAGCGAGGGUUCAAAUCAUGUAUUGUUUGUGCGGAUACGUUCCGUGCUGGCGCCUUCGAUCAGACUCGACAGUCCGCCACGAAGGCGAAAGUGGCGUACUUUGGUUCUUACACGGAAACGGACCCCGUCUCUAUCGCUGCCCAGGGUGUCGCAAAGUUCAAGAAGGAGAAGUUCGAGGUGAUCAUCGUGGAUACCUCAGGUAGGCACAAGCAGGAGGGAGAGCUUUUCGAGGAGAUGGUGCAAAUCGGGAAGGCCGUGAAACCAGAUAUGACAGUGCUGGUUAUGGAUGCGAGUAUCGGUCAGGCGGCUGAGGCUCAGAGUAGCGCUUUCAAAGAGAGUGCAGACUUUGGCGCAAUCAUCGUCACCAAAAUGGACGGCCACGCCAAGGGCGGAGGAGCCAUCUCAGCAGUUGCCGCAACCAAAACUCCUAUCAUCUUCCUGGGAACGGGAGAGCAUCUCACCGAUCUAGACAAGUUCUCACCUCAACCCUUCAUCUCGAAACUUCUGGGCAUGGGUGACGUCCAGGGCCUCAUGGAACACAUGCAGGACCUCGCCACUCAGAAUCCCGAUCGUCAAAAGGAGAUGGCGAAGAAGUUGGAGGAAGGAAAGCUCAGUAUUCGAGACUGGCGGGAACAGAUCCAGAAUGUCAUGAACAUGGGCCCGAUAUCGAAGAUUGCUUCGAUGAUUCCCGGUCUUCCUCAAGACAUGCUGGCCGGCACGGACGAGGAGGGUUCAAUGCGCAUGAAGCGAAUGAUCUACAUUACCGACAGCAUGACCUCCGCCGAACUGGAUUCCGAUGGUUCUCUUUUCUUGGAGAUGGGAAAGGACGGCAAGCCCGUGGACUUGACAUGGCGUGUCACACGUGUGGCGAGAGGAAGUGGCACGAGCGUGCGUGAAGUCGAGGAGCUGCUCUGUCAGUACCAGAUGAUGGCCAAUAUGGCGAAACAAGCUGGCGGAAAGAACGGUUGGCUAUCGGCGAUGCAGAAGAUGCAGUCAGCGGCCGGUGGCCGCGGGCGCGGUGCUAAUGGGAUGCCUACGCAAGCUCAGAUACAGGCGAUGCAGCGCGCAAUGCCUCCCGGGAUGUUGCAGAAUAUGCAGAAACAGAUGCGUGGUGGAGGUCUGCAGGAAAUGAUGAAGACCUUGAUGCAGAGCCAGGGCGGCGGAGACAUGGACAUGGAAGAGAUGCAACGGAUGAUGUCUCAAAUGGGUGGCGGAAUGGGAGGGCUUGGAGGACUCGGAGGACUGGGUGGCGGUAUGCCCAACAUGGCAGACAUGUUCAAGAUGAUGGGCGGCAUGGGCGGGGGAUCAGGAGGCCGAUAG
Molecule: messenger RNA, 1713 nt
Organism: Stereum hirsutum FP-91666 SS1
Lineage: Eukaryota; Fungi; Basidiomycota; Agaricomycetes; Russulales; Stereaceae
Product: signal recognition particle protein
Exons: 8
Coding region: 1-1713 (570 amino acids)
Biological process (GO): SRP-dependent cotranslational protein targeting to membrane, translocation; SRP-dependent cotranslational protein targeting to membrane
Cellular component (GO): cytosol; signal recognition particle, endoplasmic reticulum targeting
Molecular function (GO): 7S RNA binding; endoplasmic reticulum signal sequence receptor activity; ATP hydrolysis activity
Source: RefSeq, a predicted model, not a curated record